Molecule: messenger RNA, 845 nt
Organism: Brassica oleracea var. oleracea
Lineage: Eukaryota; Viridiplantae; Streptophyta; Magnoliopsida; Brassicales; Brassicaceae
Source: RefSeq, a predicted model, not a curated record
UACAACUUAAAAUGAAUUUCAAUAUUGGAGGUCCAUGUUUUAUAAAUUAUUCAUCUUCUUCUUCUUCAGGCUCAUCAGAGUUUGAUGAAUGGUUACUAAAUGAAAAUGAAGCAAUUGAACGAGAUGAACAAAUUGCACUCAAUUUGUUAGCCAACAACAACCGCCUAGCUCAACAACUCAUUCAAGAAGAAAAUCAUGUAAGUCAUCAUGGUUCUAUUCAUGGUCAUGCAAUACACCGAGACAGAGAAAAUGCACAUCGUAAUUUAUUCAAUGAUUACUUUGCUGAUAAUCCUUUGUACGGUGAAAGAGAAUUCAACCGUCGGUUCCGAAUGUCGAAGAGAUUAUUUCUUCAUAUUGUUGAAGCUGUUAAAACACAUGACAACUAUUUCAAUCAACGCCGCGCCGCAUCUGGUAGAAUGGGCUUAUCAACCUUGCAAAAAGUCACGGCUGCUUUUCGGAUCUUGGCGUAUGGUAUGCCUGCUGAUGCCACUGACGAAUACAUCAAAAUUGGAGAGUCUACGGCAAUCGAAUGCUUGAAGAGAUUUUGUCGUGCAAUGAUAGAAAUAUUUUCAGAGUGGUAUUUCCGGUCACCAACAGCCGAGGACGUUGCUAGACUGCUUAGCAUUGGCCAACAACGAGGAUUUCCAGGAAUGCUAGGCAGUUUAGAUUGUAUGCAUUGGAAGUGGAAAAAUUGUCCAACUGCAUGGGCAGGACAAUUUGCAGGCCGUAGUGGAUCACCCUCAAUCAUUCUUGAAGCUGUUGCAGAUUAUGACUUGUGGAUAUAGCAUGCUUAUUUUGGUAUGCUGGGCAGCAAUAACGACAUCAAUGUUUUGAAGUCAUCUAAU